Messenger RNA from Formica exsecta, 5323 nucleotides. Its product is annotated as post-GPI attachment to proteins factor 6. The record is from RefSeq and is a predicted model, not a curated record. The transcript has 7 exons. Gene Ontology annotation, cellular component: plasma membrane. Bases 830 to 3049 code for a protein of 739 amino acids. NCBI's taxonomy places the organism in Eukaryota, Metazoa, Arthropoda, Insecta, Hymenoptera, Formicidae.
AAAAAACCAAUUAUUAAAAAAAAAAGAGAGAACUUCGUAUUAAAAAGCGUUUAAUUGAGGAAACACUCGGAUAAGGGGAGAGUUUCGAAUCUGACAGCUCCAUGUGUGCAGAAAGUAUUUCUGCCUUCAUAUAGUUCUUGUUGUAAAGUCUUACAAAACGCUUGAAGGCGCGUGUGCUAGAAAGCCCCGGGUUCGAAAGCUUUGCGCUUGAAGGUCGACCGCGGCUUAUCGUAGAGCCGCGCGCGCGUAUUUCGUUCCCAGUGACACAUACAUAUAUACAUAUAUAUACAAUGCGAGGGACGCACGCGUAUCGCCCCUCGCGGUAUCGCUGCCGAUGACGACAAACGACAUCGAGGGACGGGGCGAGACGCGCUCUCGGAUAUUCGGCCGCGCUUCCUCGCGCCGGCGGCCCGUCGCGAGACAGUCGUCCGGACGCGGUCCCUGUACAACGUCGCGGCGGUCCAGCGGAUGCCGCAGUGCGUCGUCAUCGGCGGCCGCUCGUGUCCGACAUAUUGCGGGCUCGCGAAAAUAGAUUAAGAGGAUGCGGAGCGAUUGUUAUUGGUGUACGCACUUGUUGCUGUGAUCACGUCGCGCGAUGUAUCAAUGGUCGUUACCGUCUCGCGGAUGGUUUUCACCGUCGGACGAUAUUUUCCUGGACCUCGUGAGCGUCGCGACGACGAUUGCGCGCGUCGACGCGUCGACGCGCUGAGCGUCUCGUAACACGAGCGCAUUUUGCAUUUAGUUCUAUUACGAGGCUGAGCGUGCUUCUUCUUCCUCGCAAAAUUUUUUCGAACCAGACGGACAUCCUUAUGUAGCAAGACGUCGGAAUAUGCUUGAAAGCGCGUUAGCCGUGCUGUUGGCAUGGACACUUGCGACCCAGCAAGGACUAUGCGGCAAAUUGGAGAAGGUCGCCCAGCAACCGAACAAUGUCCUGGUGGAUUAUUACGCCUACCGUCACAUCUCGAUUAUCCACUUCAAAGUGCCCGAACUCUCUGUCGCAGUCGCCUUCAAAUUCACGGCGAAAGAAGAGAAGACUGGCGGGAUAGGUAGAUGCUUGCCACGCAAUGUCUCGUUGUACCUAAAGUCCGGCAGUUUGCCAUUCGUCCGUCCUGAUGGAUCUAAAGUGGCCGCGAAGUUAAUGGAGAUGAAGAAACGACGGCGACAUUACGGUCGAGAGAUGCAGAGCAACGGCGAUCAAUAUGUGAUUAAGAUAGAGGCCCCGCCGGCGGGCGAUUGGUACGCGAUCGCCUUCCGAUCCUGGACCGAUCCCGACACGGGGAAGAUCAGGCAGCAAGGUCUUACCGCGUCCUGUGAGACUGUAUUGGAUGCCGAGAUGUUCAUCGAGACACCAGCGACGUUGUCGCUGGUGGAUCCCGAGGUUGAGCAUGAAGUGCAAUUGGACGAAGCAUCCGACACAACGAUAGUGCAGUAUCUUGUAUCGGACGUCGGUCUGGCGGAAGUGAAUCUAGUUUUGGAAUCGUCCUGCGGCGAAGACUGCGUGAUCGCUGUUUACGUCACGGCGGAGGACAACCUCGCUGACGGUUUGCUCAAUUCCACGGCGAUUGUGUUGCCUUUCAAGCCCUACGUCAGCGGCUUCCACUACGUGACCCUACGUCUACUGACUGGAAACGCGUCGAACGUGACGAUGCGAUUGGAUCAUCGAACUAACGAGGACGAUCAUCAGGUGACCUCGGUAAUGCUGUUGAGGAAGUCCUUCCCGGAAUUCUUCCUCUUUGAUUACGAACACCUGCGCGGUAACGACACGAAACCCCAGCCGUUCAACGUGACCGUCAACGCUCUCUCCGUCCUUAGCUUCGAGAUCGGCCGAGUGUACGAUGUUGGUGGUACGGUGACUAUGGGCUUCAAGCUGAUCAACGUGGAGGAAAAGUACAAGAAGAGCAUUGUCCUCGUGGCUUGCGUUUCUUUAGGUUAUUACUCCAACAUUACCUCAGGCGGUGCCUGCGUCCGCGCGCAUACCAUCACGACGGCGGACGUAUACGCGAACGCGACCGAGCCGGCUUACGUGCACAUUCCGUUUCCCGAGACGGGAAUCUGGUACGUCAGUUUGCGCGUCUAUUGUCCCGAGGAGGAGACGACGACGAUGACGACGACAACGAUGACGACGACGACGAUAACGACGACAACGACGAGUAACAGCAGUAGCAGCAGUCACCGCGGCACCAGCAGUGCUUGCUCUUGCGCCCGCAGCUGUUUGCGGGGUGACAUCGUGUGCGAUAGGUGCGACUGCUUGCCUCGCUGCACCGUCGCCCAGGUGGAGAGCAUCGUGUCGUCGUCGCCGUGCAUCGAGGGCCGCUGCGGCGUGCGCGGCAAGUGUAUGCACUACAUGAGCGGCGGUUUUGUCUUCUCGGCAUGUUACUGCACCGGCGGUUAUCGCGGCUUUGACUGCGCGGACGCGACCUACGUUCUCAGCACCGGCGGCAUACUCCUGCAAUUGCUUGCCCUGACCUUUAGCAACCUCGCCUUCCUCGGCUCGAUCUACAUAGCGAUACGCCGCGAGUACUUCACUGAGGCGAUCGCUUACGCCGCGGUCAUGUUCUUCUCGACGUUCUACCAUGCCUGCGAGGCCGGCGAAGAUGUCUAUGGCGUGUGCAUCAUGCGGCUGAGCGUGCUGCAGUUUUGCGACUUUUUCAAUGCGCUGCUCGCCAUUUGGGUGACCCUGGUGGCGAUGGCGUCUUUCGGGCCGCGGUUGACCGCGUUCUGUCAAGUGGCCGGUGCAAUCGUGCUCGCCAUGGGCGCUGAGAUGGAUCGCACGGCGCUCUGGGUAUUUUUGCUGCCGGCCGUCACUGGUACUGCCUUGAUCGGCCUGUCCUGGGGACUCAGAUGCAAGAGAAAGCGAACUGUCAAAUAUCCCUCGCGUCCGUACAGAACCAUCUGCUUCCCAGCCGGAUUUCUUCUCGUCUCUCUGGGUCUCGUGUGUUACGCCUUUCUUCAAACACGUAAGAAUUAUUAUCUUGUUCACAGUUUAUGGCACGUGUGCGUGGCAAUAGCAGUUAUUCUACUUUUGCCAAAGCGCCAAUAUAUGAAGUGAUAGUCCAAAAACUGUGUAUACGUCCAGGGUAAAUUUGAGGAGACCGGGAAUAUUAUCAGAAAAACGCGUGAUAGUAAAUAACCAAAGAGAUAUCAGGGAAAUUAUUAAGAUAUAAACAAAUAGAUGUCAUCCGAUGAUUCGACAGCUUUUAUAUAAAAUAAAUCAAGUGUCGAAUUUUUAUUUUGAAAGACGAACAUAUUUUGGAAAUUUAUGUUAGUUUGUAGCAUCAAUUUUCAUUAAAACUUUUAUAUUAAAAUCUUUAUUUUAAUAUUUAAUUUUUAGAUAAAUUAAGACUUAAAUUAUUAUGUUACUGAAUCACAAAUUAUUAUUUUUUUAACAUAAAAACAUUUUAAUACUUGUUUCUUUAGAGGGAAGUUUCGUAAUAUUAAUAUUUAUAAUCUCGGCUUUUUAUUGUAAAGACGCUUGAUUAAUUUUGUGCAGAAAAGUUGUUCGAUUGAUCGAAUACAUACACGGGGUGCACAUAUAUUAUAUGUAUAUCACAGAGAUAUUAUUCUUCUAAAAACGACGGUGUAUAGAUAUAUGAAAGGAUUUUCAAAGUGAAAUAGAUUUUUGAAAGAGGGAUAACUAGAUCUAUCGAUAGUAUACGCUAUUUAGCAAUAAGAUGCGACGCAUAAAUCAACGACAGUAUUAAAUCACGGUAAGUUGUCCGUAAAAGAAAGAGAUCUGAAUAAUUCAGCGUGAGUCUGGGAAGCAGGUUCUUGCUCAUUUUUUGACAAACAAUAAGGAAGUUGAAGAAAGUUGAUAUCGAUGGUAUUUGGUUGUUCUUUUAGAUUUCGGUAGAGUUAAAAAGUCUGUUGAUUAUAAAGAUCAAAUUCUUGGAAUAAUACAUGGAGAUACAUAGAUAGAAAGAGAAUUAUUAUAAUUAUUGCUGAAGUGUUGAAUUGCUCUUGUGAUGUUGAAAUUUAUAAAAGCGUAGUUAUCUAUCGUUUAACAAAAUCUUCCCGAAACACGUUUUGACAUUCCGAAAAAUUUUGUCGAUUGCACAAAAAUUUAAAAUGUUUUACUAUACUUUUAUUAAUUUAGUCGUACGUGACGACCUGUUUACAAGGACCAACAUAUAUAUUUCUAGGAUACGUAAAAUAUCUGAAAUGCGUGAUAAAAGAUUUCUCGUUCCAGUGAGGCUUCUUAUUUACAUAAAUAUUUCUUACUAUCCUUAAUCUCCUAUCAGCAUUCACUAUUAUUUCUGUUAUAGCGUUAUUAUAAUGCUCUGUGAUUUAUAAUUAUUACGUAUUAAUUUUAUUGUUCUUAGAAGACAGUUUAAUGACAGAACUUUGUAAAAGUAUGCUAUAUGCGAUAAGUAUGCAUUCCUUAUUAUUCCAUAUUCUCGGCUCUUAUGUAUAGAAAGUAUUAAACUUUAAUUUCUUUUUAUUAGAACUGAAUAAUUUAAUGUUUAUCUGAUAUGCUAAUGUUCUGAUAUGAAGAUAAUGCGAGCGUAGAAAUGUAAAUUUAAGAGAAUAAGUCCUUUUUCUCUAGAGAAUCUAUAUCUCGCACAUAAACGUCCUGUUGCGAGAAUAUACGAGGGUGAAUAAAAAAGUAAAGAUAUAUAUCUUUUCUAUUUUAGACUUUUGCAUUUUAAAUUUGACGGUUAAUGUAGGAAAAAAACCAAUACAUUUAUAAUACAUAUAGAAAUUAUAUUUUUCUCUAUAUAAAGUGUGAAUUUUCUGUAAUACACAUGUUAAAGACCGGAAUGAAAAUCUGUUAUUUUUAAUAGUUAACUUUUUAAUUAGCUUCGAUUUUUCAAUUUUUGUGAGGAUUGCAUUUUUUUAAAUAUAUAUUAUAAAUAAUUAAAAUUUCUCUUUUUUUUUAACUGAUUUAAUUUUUCAAUUGAUAGAGACAAUUGCAUUGUGACGAGUCAAAGGAGUGAAGAAAUGGGAAAGACACCUCAUGCCUUUACUUUACGAUUCACCCUCGCAUCUGUGUGCAGGUGAUGUGCGUAUUGUUGUCCGAGAAAAAUGUCUCAUUUAUAGGAUAAAACGUCAUCGUCAUGGGCAGUGCCUGUACUGAUCGUUGACACGUGUUAAGAGCGACGCGCCGCGACCGCGUCGCGACUCUAGUCGAUUUUAUUUUUUUCAAUGUGAAAGCUGUAGACUAUAUAAUAUUUUCUACAUAGUUAAAAGAGAGAAAAAGGUGUCACGCUGAAUGCACGAGCGUGGGGGAUUCCACAGAGGGUUUCACUUUUAUUAUUAGUUUAUACACAUACACACACACAUAUACACAUGUAAUUCUCUAUGAAAUAAAGAUGAAAUUAUCGUU